AUGUGUGCGCGCGCGCUCGUUUUCGCAGCCUCCGCGGCGGCGCUCGAGCUGCAAUUGCCGUGGAAGACGGCGCCAAAAAAGACGAAGUCUCUUGGCCAGGUCGAGGAGCUCACGUACGACGUCCCGCUCGCCAUCGGGACCUGGCAGGCCGGCAACAAGCUCCUCUACGACUACAGCCCCGAGCGCGACGAGGCGCUGCUGGCGGCGUGGUCCCUGGCGCGGGACCGCGGCGUGCGCUACUUCGACACGGGCGACUCCUACGGCACGGGCGACAUCGAGGGCAACGCGGAGCUGCUGCUCGGCCGCUUCGCCGGCGGCGGCGCCGACGCGUACGUGCACACGAAGCUCGCGGUCUACCCCUGGCGCCUGCGGCCCGACGACUUCGUGCGCGCCUGCGAGCAGUCGUUGAAGCGCCUGGGCGCCGAGCGCGUCGCGCUCGUGGGGCAGCACUGGUCCGCGGAGACCUACGGCCUCGGCGGCAUCCAGGACCCCGCGGUCUACGGCGGCCUCGCCAAGUGCUGCGAGCUCGGCUACGCGUCGGGCGUCGGCCUGAGCAAUUUAGGGCCCCGGGCCCUCGGCCGCGGCGUCGACGCCGUCAACGGUUUGGGCGCGCGCGUCGCGACGCACCAGACGCAGUUCUCGCUGCUCUGCCGCGCGCCGCUCGAGGACGGGUCCUUCGACGUCGCCGACGCCGCGGGCGUCACGACCGUGGGCUACUCGCCGCUGGCGCUGGGGCUCCUGUCGGGCCGCUACAGCGCCGACGCGGCUCGCAGCUUCGGCGACCGCGGCGCGGACGCGUCGGCUCUCCCGAAACUGCCGCGCGGCGUCCGCGGCUUCCUCUUCAGAACCCAGCUCCCGAAGCUCGCGCCCCUCCUCGACGCCCUCGAGCAGGUCGCCGCGGACCGCAAGGCCACGGUCGGCCAGGUCGCCCUGGCCUGGUGCCUCAACGCGCGCGGGCCCGGGAAGCCGCCGCCGCUGCCGCUCGUCGGCGCGCGGACGCCGGCCAUGGUCCGCGACGUCCUCGGCGCGCUGGACGUCAAACUCGACGCGGGCGACGUCGCGGGCCUCGCCGACGUCGCACGCCGGGCGCCCCAGGCGCAGAAGAACUCGUUUCAGACGAAGUAA
Aureococcus anophagefferens is the source of this 1125-nucleotide messenger RNA. RefSeq lists its product as hypothetical. NCBI's taxonomy places the organism in Eukaryota, Pelagophyceae, Pelagomonadales, Pelagomonadaceae. Gene Ontology annotation, cellular component: cytoplasm. The record is from RefSeq and is a predicted model, not a curated record. The transcript has a single exon. The coding region runs from base 1 to 1125 and encodes 374 amino acids.